GAGUAGACAAAAUAAAAGGGAGGUGACGGAAAUGGGGUGGUUCUACGUAAAAUACUACGUAUGACAUAAUACUGUGUAUAUAUAUAUAUAUUUGUGUGUGUGUCGUGUGAAUUACAAUGCCAAAAUAUAAGUACAUGCUGUGCGUAUAUGUGUGUCUAUGAGCGGAUGUUUAUAGCAAUGUGAAUAUCUGAGCAUGUGUGUAUCAACACGUACGAAUCUCUGAGUGGCCAGAUCGGUCGGUGAAUAUUUUGUUGAACAAUGAACAAAACGUAAGAGGCGAAACAGACAGAGACACCUCGAGAGAUCAGCGGACAUCAAAUGGUGGAUAAUGGAUUUAAGCUGCAGCUUCGGAUAUCGCGGUUCUCACCAGUUUGAAGAAAAUAUCCUGUACCUUGAAAUUAAAAAUGUUCCUGCGAAUAGUACAAGAAGCAAAAACGAAGAAUAUUAAUUAUAGGAACAUCUUUGAAAACAUUAACUAAGCACAAUGAAUCCAAUUGUUCUUUGCAAAAUUAUUGUACUCAUCAUUGUAUUUUUAUCGACCAUAACUGCUGGUUUGUUACCGUUUGUUAUGCUGAAAUUCUUGAAACGAAAAGGAGAAGAACAUUCUCCAUCAUUUAAUAACGCAAAGAUAAAAAUGAUUCUCAGUUGCUUGAAUACGUUUAGUGGAGGUGUCUUUUUAAGUGCUUGCUUCAUUCAUCUGCUCCCUGAGGUGCGCAAACACAUGCAGAAAAUACUGCUGACGUUGAAUAUCAAAACGAAUUUUCCAGCAACGGAAUUUAUAACUAUAUUUGGCUUUUUCAUUAUUAUAAUGAUGGAACAAUACGUUUCACUUUGCUUUAGAAAGAAUGAUAAACACUCAAAAAACAAUCAGGAUCUCGAUGAAAGCGAAACUGGAUCUGGAAGCAGAACAAACGGAAAAAAAACAGCCUUAUACCUACCCGUAGAAGAAUCGGAUGACACGAAUCGACUUGUUUCUCGUCGACUUUCCGUUUCUAGUGUUCAUUCUGUAGAAUCCAUGAGAAGUGAAAUUCUCAAGCGGGUAGAUGUGGACACGCACAAUCAUGUGCAUUUCUCAAACGAAGAGAAAGAAUCUAGUUUACGUUCAGUACUGUUGUUACUGGCCUUGUCACUUCAUACAAUUUUUGACGGAUUAACCGUCGGUUUGGAAAAGACAGUCAAUAACGUCUGGUCGAUGUUUACUGCAGUAAUUAUUCAUAAAAUAUUAAUUGGUUUCACACUUGGUCUCCAAAUGUUUGAAAAUGCUCAGUGGUCAGUGAGACGGACGAUUUUUCUAAUGUUUAUUUUCUCUGUGAUUUCCCCCAUAGGUAUUGUGAUAGGUAUUUUAAUAGAAGACCUAAAUGUUCAGAGCGUUUCUGAACACUUUGUGUCCGCACUCCUUAAAGCGUUGGCAACAGGUACGUUCAUGUACGUAACAUUUUUUGAGAUUCUGGGACGAGAGAUUUCUCAUGAUGCAACACCAUUACAAAUAUUAUUUGCUAUCAUCGGUUUUGGUAUGAUGACAGAACUUGCAUUUUUUGAUUAAGUUCAAGCAAUCAAGGACAUGGUGACGUAAUAUGAAACAAAAGCACUCAAAGAACGCAAACCUUCGUCAAAGCAACACCAACGUCCUCUCAACGAUUAACUGGAGAUGACAUUUAAAAUGAAAAUAUCUGAAAUAACAUCGAAUGCUCUCACAAACGAGAAUACUAAAAAUGAAUCCGACUGCUCUCAAAUAUUAAGUGAAAGGACAGGAAAAAUAAUCCAGAAUCCCUGUCCGGUACGGAUCGAUCCCAACAUCUAAUCGCUUGGUGCCAGUCACGAGGCCAAACAUCCCUGAAAGUUUUAUCCGAAUCCAUCCAGCAGUUCCUGAGAUAUCUUGUCCACGGACAGACAAACAAACAAACACGACAGAAACAAUGCCUCCGCCGUAAAUAAGGGGGAGGUAAUAACUACUUUUCCACUGAUGGAUUAGUUUAUUUUUAGAAUCGGACAAAAUACUUGCAAGAUUUAUUUCGGUUUCUUACGUUACAUUUUCAUAUACUGAGAACGUCAAAUUCACGUUUCGUCAUUCCGGGAUUCAUAAACUGUUGUCAAGUAUUUUCACUGGAUUAAUGCAUCAUACACCAGUCUUCCAAUUCCAAUGUCUGUAGAUGUGUAAAAAGCAAUUAUUUAAUAAUUAUUAUUCAACGGUCUUAGUUUUGAGCGCUUUCACAAAUGAACAUAACUCUGUCUUUGGUACAACAUUCAUAUACAUAUUUACACACAUAGACACGCGCGCGUGUGUGUGUGUGUGUGUGUGUGUGUGUGUGUGUGUGUGUGUCUAUGUGUGCAAGAUAUAAUAAUCAGAUUAAAGUAUCAAGCAGAACCCACUGUAAGCAUUCUAAUCGAGGACUAGGCUGCCAGGUGCCAAAUAUAAUGAAUUCCAAAGUAAGAUAAGU
Octopus sinensis (East Asian common octopus) is the source of this 2438-nucleotide messenger RNA. Its product is annotated as zinc transporter ZIP3-like. Gene Ontology annotation, molecular function: zinc ion transmembrane transporter activity. The transcript is spliced from 2 exons. Gene Ontology annotation, biological process: zinc ion transmembrane transport. The coding region runs from base 485 to 1543 and encodes 352 amino acids. NCBI's taxonomy places the organism in Eukaryota, Metazoa, Mollusca, Cephalopoda, Octopoda, Octopodidae. The record is from RefSeq and is a predicted model, not a curated record. Gene Ontology annotation, cellular component: plasma membrane.